Conger conger (European conger) is the source of this 2836-nucleotide messenger RNA. RefSeq names its product heparan-sulfate 6-O-sulfotransferase 1-A-like. Gene Ontology annotation, cellular component: membrane. Gene Ontology annotation, molecular function: heparan sulfate 6-sulfotransferase activity. The coding region runs from base 321 to 1556 and encodes 411 amino acids. NCBI's taxonomy places the organism in Eukaryota, Metazoa, Chordata, Actinopteri, Anguilliformes, Congridae. The record is from RefSeq and is a predicted model, not a curated record. The transcript is spliced from 2 exons.
GUAGGGAGAGGGAGCUUGAACAGCACAGCAGAUCGCAUACAUACAGCAUUCAGCCGUAAAGGGUGAAACUGAGCUGUGGCAAAGUCUUCAUGCAAUUUGGUUUUACCUGCCUUGGACCUCAAGUUCUGGAUUUGCUAAGUCAGCGUCAGUUUAGUAUCUGAGCGGGGAAGAUACAAUGUAUGUAAACCCGAACUUUAAAUUAGCGGUCCCCUGACCCUCCUUCCUUUCUUAUGUGCGGCUUAUGGGGGAGCAACGCAGAGCGUGGCGUUUUGGUACCAAGUAGGCUACUCGUAGCUCGGUUCACCGGGAGAUGUUAACGUAUGUACGGAACUGGAAGGAACAUGGUUGAGAGGACCAGUAAAUUUUUGUUGAUCGUCGUUGGAUCCAUCUUUUUCAUGUUGAUUUUGUACCAGUACGUGGCUCCGGGGGUGAUGAACUUCGGGUCUCCGCACGGGUACCUCGUCGAGGACGAUACGGAUAUCUUCCCUACUCCGGACCCACAUUAUGUGAAAAAGUACUAUUUUCCUAUAAGGGACUUGGAGCGUUCGGUGGAUUUCGAAAUUAAAGGAGAAGACGUUAUCGUCUUUCUCCACAUCCAGAAAACUGGGGGGACCACUUUUGGGAGGCAUUUGGUGCAAAAUGUGCGGCUAGAGGUUCCUUGUGAUUGCAGACCGGGUCAGAAAAAGUGUACCUGCUACCGCCCGAAUAGGAAAGAAACCUGGCUGUUUUCACGCUUCUCUACCGGCUGGAGCUGUGGGUUGCACGCAGACUGGACCGAGCUCACCAACUGCGUCCCAGGGGUUCUCAACAAGAAGGACAACAAGUUAAAAAAUCUGAGGAAGUUCUACUACAUCACCCUGCUGCGAGACCCCGUCUCCCGCUACCUGAGCGAGUGGCGUCACGUGCAGCGGGGAGCCACCUGGAAGACGUCCCUGCACAUGUGCGACGGGCGGACGCCCACGCCCGACGAGCUGCCCUCCUGCUACGAGGGCACGGACUGGUCCGGCUGCACCCUGCAGCAGUUCAUGGACUGCCCCUACAACCUGGCCAACAACCGGCAGGUGCGCAUGCUGGCCGACCUCAGCCUGGUGGGCUGCUACAACAUGUCCUUCGUCCCGGAGAAGAAGCGCGCCCAGCUCCUGCUGGAGUCUGCCAAGAAGAACCUGCGCGACAUGGCCUUCUUCGGCCUGACGGAGUUCCAGCGCAAGACGCAGUACCUCUUCGAGAGGACCUUCCGGCUGCGCUUCAUCCGGCCGUUCGUGCAGUACAACAGCACGCGGGCAGGCGGGGUGGACGUGGACAACGACACCAUCCUUCGCAUCGAGGAGCUCAACGAGCUGGACGUGCAGCUCUACGACUACGCCAAGGACCUCUUCCAGCAGCGCUACCAGUACAAGCGGCAGCUGGACCGCAGGGAGCAGAGGCUCAUGCUAAGGAGCCAGGGCGGGGCCCAGAGCCGGCACUCACGCCCGGACGCGCCCAGGGAGGAGGGGGCCGAGGAGGGGUCGCGGCUGCCCACCGAGGACUACAUGAACCACAUCAUCAACAAGUGGUAGCACGGGCGGGCGGAGAGAGGGAGGGGGGGAAAUAGGACGCCCCUCUUGGCCGACAGUUCCGUUCUUGAAUUAUUUGUUCCCUUAAAUACCCCUGGGCCCAAAGGCGGGGAAGUAGGAGGCCCCUCUCACGACCGUGCGGAAGGGAUCGGCGACGGUACCGUUCCUGAAUCGUUCGCUCGCUGUGUCCUUCUAUACCCCCUCCCCCCCCACACCCCCCGGCCUGAAAUUUCACUAGAGGUGACUGACGCACCUCCCUCUCCCGCUCAACAGACACCUUAUUGUUUUAUCUAUGAAGAGGAGCUUUGUAUUUACGAGAGGGGUUGUAUUGUCAGGCACUCGGUUACACAUAAUUCCUGCAGUUCACUCUGAACUGUAGACAGGGAGUCGGUUGGGCGGAGAGCCCACUGCUAGAGAGAGUGCACAGAUCUGCAUGAGCUUGGGUGCUCCUCAGGACAAAAGCAAUUUCGCAUUAUUUGUAAAAAGAAAAGAAAUUGUGUUAAAAAUGCGUUUCAUUAAACAUUGAACGGCGUGCGCUUAAGUGACAGACGCAUUUGUAAAUGAUGGCUUUCCGGCAGAGGACAGUUUUAAUUACAGCAAGACUGAGCAAGCAGCCUGAAACGCUUUUUGAAUGCAAUAUAAUAGCUUCUCAGAUCAUUAAUAAGAGACUUUUUAUAAAAUGGCCUUUCCCUCCUUUGUUGUUAAAUCACCUUUAAGCGGUUAUGAGGAAGUCGAGGCUAGGCUGGCUCGUAUUAAAUUUGUCAGCGUAUCUGGAUCAAAUGGCUGAAGGUAUACUAACGUAUUUUAUCAAAGAUUUAGAGCUAUAUCUUAAUAUAAACAAGGACAGACUUUUUCUGAAUAAGUGUUUUUACCAGUUUCUUUAAUAUGUGUAUAAAAUGGCCAGUCAUUCCAGUGUUCUCGUGAUUAUGGCAUUUUGCGGGGGACCAUUCGAUUGUGAAAGUGGUGUCUUGGCAUUGAUGACUUCUGGAAAAAUUAGCCACAAAUGACUGUCAAAAAUCUUUAAAGGUUGAAUACUAUUGUUAUUUUAUUUCAUGAAAUUCAAGUCCUCUGUGUCCUACUUCCAAGUUUCUGUCAAAGUAAUGGAUUCAUUGUUUUCCUGUAGAACACCAGUGCCUCUUUGGUGCCCUCUAGCUGUGGAGAAUGUAAAGGCAGUCCUUAAGUCGUGUUGCCUCCUAAAACCGUAGUCUGUCUGUCGGGGAUGCUCCUCUUUCACUGUAUGCAAGAUCUGUGUGUCUGUGUCUGUGUCUGUGUGUGUGUGUGUG